Messenger RNA from Vicia faba (fava bean), 663 nucleotides. The record is from the annotation of a GenBank genome assembly. NCBI's taxonomy places the organism in Eukaryota, Viridiplantae, Streptophyta, Magnoliopsida, Fabales, Fabaceae.
AUGAUAUUGGAAAACAUCAACCCGGAUGUCUAUAACUUUAGUAUUUUGGUUGAUGCAUUUUGUAAAGAAGGAAAAGUGAAAGAAGCUAAAAAUGUGUUUGCCGUGAUGAUGAAAAAAGACAUAAAACCUAACAUUGUUACUAAUAACUCUUUAAUGGAUGGAUAUUUCCUAGUUAAAGAAGUGAAUAGGGCCAUGGAUAUAUUCAACACUACGACCCAAAGAGGAGUGAGUGCAAAUGUUCGGAGGUACAAUAUCAUGAUUAAUGGAUUGUGUAAGAUUCAAAUGGUUGAUGAAGCUAUGAGUCUUUUCAAAGAAAUGCGUUGUAGAAAAAUUAUUGCUGAUACUAUAACUUAUAGAUCUCUUAUUGAUGGCUUAUGCAAAUUAGGGAGAAUCUCAUAUACUAUGAAGUUUGUCGAUGAGAUGUGUGAUAGAGGGCAACUAUCUAAUAUAAUUACCUACAAUUCUAUAUUGGGUGGUUUAUGCAAAAACCAUUAUGUUGAUAAGGCAAUUGUAUUAUUAACUAAAAUUAAGGAAAUUGGUAUCCAGCCAAAUAUGUGCACAUACACUAUUCUUAUUGAAGGAUUGUGUAAAAGUAGAAGACUUAAUGAUGCACGAAAGAUUUUUGAAGAUCUUUUGGUGAAAAAAGGCUACGGUAGACCGUAG